Messenger RNA from Fusarium coffeatum, 1155 nucleotides. RefSeq lists its product as uncharacterized. The transcript has a single exon. The coding region runs from base 1 to 1155 and encodes 384 amino acids. The record is from RefSeq and is a predicted model, not a curated record. Gene Ontology annotation, molecular function: oxidoreductase activity; FMN binding. Lineage: Eukaryota; Fungi; Ascomycota; Sordariomycetes; Hypocreales; Nectriaceae.
AUGCGUUGCCAAAUCCUCGCCUCUGCCCUCAUCUCGGGGGCCAUGGCUGCCCGACCUUUCCUCGACCAGCCUGAUACUGGUCUCGACCUGAUUGUCGGAAACCUCACAAAGGGAGAGCUUCCCAGCCUUGAUGCCAUGGUUGGUCUCCCUGACUUCGAGUGGGCUGCCCAGAACUACCUCCCCGUUGAGAACUUCACCUACUACCGUAACGGUGCCGCUGGCGAGUGGUCUUACCGUAACAACCUCGAGGCUUUCCAGCGUUACCGCUUCAAGCCCCGUGUCAUGGUUGAUGUCACCAACGUCGCCAACACUCUGCCCACUACCAUCCUGGGCCACAACUUCUCUGCUCCCUUCUUCAUCAGCCCUGCUGCCAAGGCUGGUAACGCUCACCCUGAGGCUGAGAAGAACCUGAUGAAGGGUGCUGCUGAGGGUGAUAUCCUCUACAUGCCCGCUCUCUACGCCUCUCUUACCAUUGAGGAGAUUGCCAAGGCCAAGGCUGAGGGUCAGGUCGUCUUCCAGCAGCUCUACCUCAAGACUGACAACGACACUGCCACUAAGCAGCUCCUCGAGCGCUCUGAGAAGGCUGGCGCUGCUGCCAUUGUCUUCACCGUUGACUCUGCCGCCAACGGUAACCGUCACCGUGCUGCCCGCUUCGGUGUUGGUUCUGCCAACACUGACUACACCUACAUUACUUGGGACUACUACAAGAAGCUCCAGAAGAUGACCAAGCUUCCCGUCAUCCUCAAGGGCAUCAACUCUGCUGCCGAUGCUAAGCUCGCUGUUGAGCACGGUGUCCCCGCUAUCAUCAUCUCCAACCACGGUGGUCGUCAGGUCGAUGGCAGCCCCUCUCCUCUCGAGGUCGCUCUUGAGAUCCACGAGGAGGAUCCUGAGAUCUUCAAGAAGAUCGAGGUCUACGCUGACGGUGGUGUCCGCUACGGUGCUGACAUCCUCAAGCUUCUGUCCCUCGGUGUCAAGGCUGUUGGUCUUGGCCGUCCUUUCAUGUACUCCAACAUCUACGGUGUUGAGGGUGUCAAGAAGGUCAUCGACAUCCUCAAGUACGAGGUCUCUGUCGAUGCCGGUAACAUUGGUGUCGGUGAUCUUAAGAAGAUUGACACCAGCUACGUCAAGUGGCAGUACAACAACUGGGGUAUGUAA